Monascus purpureus is the source of this 1003-nucleotide messenger RNA. NCBI's taxonomy places the organism in Eukaryota, Fungi, Ascomycota, Eurotiomycetes, Eurotiales, Aspergillaceae. The record is from the annotation of a GenBank genome assembly.
GCAGACCUCAUCUCUGCUCAGCACCUGUCCCAGCAUGGCUGGUCCAGUGCAGUCGGGCAAGUCGGCUGGUAGCCGCCUGAAGCCAGUGUCAGACUCUCUGGAAAGCGUGGGGUUCGUAUCCAAGGGGGACAGGAAGCUUCUGGAUCUCAAAGCCCAGGAGGAUUACUACAACAAGAUUGUAGAACGGUACAUGCGUUUCUGCGCUCAUCAUGCCAAGGACCUUGACGCGGCUUUUGCCUCUCUCCCCACCACCCCCUCCGGUGACCCUACAAGAAACCCGCCUGCAGCAUCUCGUCCCUACCCCAAAGCGAAGCAGGUAAAGGGUCAAAUCCCCCCACCAUCUGUUGAGCUGUCCACCAUCCUCCUCUCCCUUCGCAAGCUGAGAGAAGCCCUUUUAGCGACAGCUUCCACCACUCCCGUUUCCUUCUCCCAGCGGGUCCAUAUGUUCUCCAUCCGAAUCUCUAUUCUCGCUCAGCACCCGCCGUCAUAUUUCCCUUCCCUUCGCUACCUUCUUGAUAAAUUGCACUCGCCCUCCCAUCCACUACCCGAGUCUGAACUAAAGGAGUUCUUCUUGUACUUGAUUCUUGAUUAUGCUUGUCGACAGAGCGACAUGGUUGCUGCGUUCGAACUGCGUUCCCGUGCCCGGAGCAAAUAUGCUAUUAGAUCACAGACAAUUGACAGCGUACUAGCCGCUCUCAUGCAUGAUAACUGGGUCGUGUUCUGGCGCGUCCGGAAGGGCGUUGAUUCAUAUAUCCGAGCUGUUAUGAACUGGGCAGCAGAUCGGGUCAGGAGACAUGCCCUGAAGGCAGUUGGUAGUGCAUAUCUCAACGUCGACGUGGCAUGGGUUAUCGAGGGCUGCACUGGAGAUAGGGAUAGCUGGUCAUGGGAGAAGCUGGUAGAAGUGGAAAGGCUCGGCUGGCAGAAGGAAGACGAUAAGAUUAUCAUUAGAAGGCCGAGGCGGCGGCCUGAAAAGAAACUCGAUCCAAUCAAGGAAUCUGCAUAA